This is a messenger RNA of Neltuma alba, 3580 nucleotides long. RefSeq names its product receptor protein kinase TMK1-like. The record is from RefSeq and is a predicted model, not a curated record. The coding region runs from base 330 to 3224 and encodes 964 amino acids. NCBI's taxonomy places the organism in Eukaryota, Viridiplantae, Streptophyta, Magnoliopsida, Fabales, Fabaceae. Gene Ontology annotation, biological process: protein phosphorylation. The transcript has 3 exons. Gene Ontology annotation, molecular function: protein kinase activity; protein binding; ATP binding.
AAAAGCAGAAUGAACAGCGAGGGAAGGUUGCAGAAAUGAACAAGUGAGAGACAGCAAUGGACUCACUGACACUCUCUUUAGGGUUUGCCGCUUCGAUUAAAAAACUUGCAAAGUGAAAGCUGAGAGUAUAAUCUUGUUUCUCUGUCCUCAUCUUAACUUUGGAACUUCUGUUGUCCUCAGAAUUCUUCUUCAUCUCGGUGAAACUUAAUUUCUGCAUGCUGGCAUCUUGAGAUAAUAUAUUGAUCAAUCUGUAAUUGGGCUGUGAACUUGCGGGAAAGUUCCUACCUUGGUAAUUUGGUUUGUACUUUUCCCUUUUAUUGGGAAUAGCCAUGGGAGUUAUCCGUGCGAAUUUCUGCAUUUUUCUUAUUUUUGGCCUGAUUGUGGCGGUAUACGGUGCCACAGAUCCAAAUGACCUCAAAAUUCUGAAUGAUUUCAAAAAAGGUUUGGAGAAUCCAGAGCUUCUUAAAUGGCCGAACAACGGGGAUGACCCUUGUGGUCCUCCUUCAUGGCCUUACGUGUUCUGUGCUGGUAACAGAGUCGCACAGAUUCAGGCCAAAUCUCUGGGUCUUAAAGGAACGCUACCUCCAUCUUUUAAUCAGCUCUCGGAACUUUUCAACUUGGGUCUCCAACACAACAAGCUUAGCGGGAUGCUGCCUACUUUUAGUGGAUUAUCUAAAUUGGAAUUCGCUUUCUUAAAUGACAAUCAAUUUGAUGGAAUCCCAUCUGAUUUUUUUGAUGGUCUCAGCAGUAUUCGUGAUUUAGCUUUGGCAGAAAAUCCAUUGAAUGCGAGCACAGGGUGGUCUCUUCCUGCGAGUUUAGAAAAGUCAACACAAUUAACGAAUCUUUCUCUUGUGCAUUGCAAUUUAGUUGGACCAGUACCUGAUUUUUUGGGCACAUUGCCGUCUCUCUCAAAUUUGUUACUUUCAUACAACCGAUUGUCUGGUAGCAUUCCGAACAGUUUUGGUCAGUCUUCUAUGCAAGUUUUGUGGUUGAAUAACCAAGAUGGUGGUGGGAUGACUGGUCCAAUUGAUGUUAUUGCUUCAAUGACUUCUCUAACGCAGCUUUGGCUUCACGGAAAUCAGUUCUCUGGGACAAUUCCCAAGAGUAUCGGAAAUCUGACUUCCUUGACGGAUCUCAACCUCAAUGGUAAUCAACUUGUUGGCUUGAUUCCUGAAGGUCUGGCCAAUAUGGAACUUCAGAAUUUGGUGUUAAACAAUAACAGGCUCAUGGGUCCUAUACCAAAGUUUAAGGCUAGAAAUGUUUCUUAUGAUUUCAAUUUCUUUUGUCAACAGAAGCCUGGCGUUGAAUGUGCCCCCGAGGUUACUGCUCUACUUGAUUUUCUCGGUAAUCUAAAUUACCCUUCAACGCUCGCUUCUCAAUGGUCUGGUAAUGAACCGUGUACUGGGCCAUGGCUGGGAUUGAGCUGCAAUCCCAAGUCAGAGGUAUCGAUUAUUAACUUUCCCCACCGCAGGCUCAAUGGUACCCUGAGCCCCUCCCUUGCUAAGUUACCUUCACUCCAUGAGAUCAGGCUUGGAGGGAAUAAUUUAACUGGCCAAGUUCCUAGCAGUUUCACUGAACUGAAAUCUUUGCAGCUCUUGGAUUUAAGUGAUAAUAAUCUUGAGCCCCCAGUGCCAAAUUUUCAUGGUGUGAAGCUUGUUCUUGAUGGCAAUCCUCUUUUUGCCAACCAAACAGGAAAAAGUCCCCAUCCUAUCAGCAGCCCACUACCACCAAGUUCACAAUCUUCACCUCACAACCCAUCUCCAUCCUCUGAACGCCAUCCUUCCUCGAGUCAGAGUUCAAGCUCAAAUCCAUCAAGGUCAGGACAAGUACAAUCACAGCAAGACAAAUCUAGAAGAUUCAGAACACUAGCAAUAGUGGCUGGAGCUGCAAUUUUUGCCAUUGCAGCUAUUCUGGUUAUUUUCCUAUCCAUAUAUUGCUCAAAGAAGAAGAAGAAGAAAACCUUAUUGGAUGAUUCUAGUUCCAUUGUGGUUCAUCCUCGAGACCCGUCCAACCCAGAUGUGGUUAAAAUUGCAGUAGCCGACAACGCUGCUGGAAGCUUAUCAUCAAAGGCCGGGACAAGUUCUUUGAGAAACAUUAGUGGUGAAUCUGAAACCUCGCAUGUGAUUGAUGCUGGUAAUCUUGUGAUCUCUGUUCAAAUUUUACGCAAGGUUACCAAAAACUUUUCUCCAGAAAAUGAGCUAGGCCAUGGUGGGUUUGGGACUGUCUAUAAAGGUGAACUGGAAGAUGGGACGAAAAUAGCAGUGAAGAGAAUGGAGAGUGGAGCUAUGAGCAGGAAAGCACUGCAUGAGUUUCAGGCUGAAAUAGCUGUUCUUUCUAAGGUUCGUCACCGACAUUUAGUAUCUUUGUUGGGAUACUCCACUGAAGGCGAUGAAAGACUUUUGGUCUAUGAAUAUAUGCCUCUGGGUGCUCUAAGCAAGCAUCUAUUUCAGUGGAAAAGCCUGAAAUUGGAGCCUUUGACUUGGUCGCAAAGGCUUGUGAUAGCACUAGAUGUUGCAAGAGGAAUGGAAUACCUCCAUAGUCUUGCCCGCCAGACCUUCAUCCACCGAGACCUCAAGCCUUCUAAUAUUCUUCUUGAUGAAGAUUUACGGGCAAAAGUUUCAGAUUUUGGCUUAGUGAAACUUGCCCCAGAUGGUGAGAAGUCUGUGGUAACUACUCUUGCUGGGACGUUUGGAUAUCUUGCCCCUGAAUAUGCAGUGAUGGGGAAAAUCACCACAAAGGUUGAUGUGUUCAGCUACGGUGUGGUGUUGAUGGAACUUCUGACUGGACUGAUGGCUCUUGAUGAGAGCCGGCCCGAGGAGAGCCGAUACCUAGCUCAGUGGUUUUGGCAGAUUAAAUCAAACAAAGAAAAGCUCAUGGCUGCCAUUGAUCCUGCUCUUCAGGCAACUGAGGAGACUUGGGAAAGCAUCUCCAUUAUAGCUGAACUUGCUGGACAUUGCACUGCUAGGGAACCAAACCACCGACCAGACAUGAGUCAUGCAGUCAAUGUAUUGGCUGCAUUAGUAGAGAAAUGGGUACCAAUUGACGAUGAAUUAGAUUGUUUUACCGGCAUUGACUUUGGACGACCACUUCCCCAGAUGCUGAAGGAUUGGAAGGAAGCAGGAAGCAGAGAUAUUAGCUAUGCUAGCCUUGAAGACAGCAAAGGAAGCAUACCUGCAAAGCCUGUUGGGUUUGCAGACUCCUUUUCUUCUGCUGAUGCUCGGUAACUGGAGUUAACUCCAUCGCAACUUGCGGGCAUGGUUGCUUUCACCUCAAGUAAUCAAAUUCGUGUAUGUCUGUUCCGGCUGCUAUCAGGUGUCGUUUGAUUUUCUCAUUUUUCUGUUGUUUUUGAGACCUCUGCAUGCUAAUAAAUCAGGUUUUCAAGCUAAUCAUAGCUUGUAUAUGUAUGUAUGGAGUGUAAACCAACACAAGCCCCCCCCCCCCCAAAAAAAAAAAAGAACCGUUUGUUUGAAGAUACCAGAUCAUUGAAUUCUGGGAUCCAAGUUAUAGGGAGGUGAUUAUUUGUUUUUAAACGUGGAUUGAAAACCACUGAUGCAAGGGCAAAAAAAAUUUUCUUGCGCAA